Mycosarcoma maydis (corn smut) is the source of this 717-nucleotide messenger RNA. RefSeq lists its product as uncharacterized. The transcript is spliced from 2 exons. Bases 1 to 717 code for a protein of 238 amino acids. The record is from RefSeq and is a predicted model, not a curated record. NCBI's taxonomy places the organism in Eukaryota, Fungi, Basidiomycota, Ustilaginomycetes, Ustilaginales.
AUGGUCAACAGAUUCGCACCGGUGGAUAAGAUCCACCAGGCGCUCCACGCCUACCAUGUCGUCGCCGAUGAUCGCGCAGAGAUAGUGUCCUCGGUCCACUACUGCUCAUGCAGUGCGACUGGCGACCACUUUCAAUGUCUCAUCUACGAGUCCGACCAAGCAGACGCCAAACUCAUCGGAGUCGAAUACAUGAUUCCUGAACAAAGGUUCCUGCAAUUGCCAGAGCAAGAGAAAAAAUACUGGCAUUCGCAUGUGUACGAAGUCAUGAGUGGAUCGCUUGUGCUGAUUGGACUCCGGGCUGGCGCAGUCGCCGACGUUGCAGCUGGUGCAGUCAAGAGCGCCCAAGAUGCCAUCAGCUCAAUCAGCGGUCUUGGCGCUACAGGCGGUGCUGUGCCUGACGCUGCCGAGAUGGCUGCUCUGGCCAGAAUCAAGAAACUGUAUGGAAAAGCAAUUCACCUCUGGCAUCCGCCUACUUCGGAUGUUCCACUCGGUCCACCUCGUCUCAUGAUGCCCACCGACCCCAAAUACGGCGGGGCAUCCGGUAACAUGAUCGACACCCGCGAUCAGCACUACGGCAUCAACACGGAGCUCAAAAUGCAGCAGAGAAAAGAAAAUCUCUCGGAAUUCUACGUGCCCAACAGCGCCGCCGAUCAGUACCUUGACUCUGGUCACACCCCUCAAUUCGUAGCUGAGCAGCGACAGGUUCGACCGAAGUAA